UUUAUCUGUUAGAUUUGAGGUUAGAUAAUAAAGCUGUCAUUUAAUUUGUCAUUUUUAUUUGGUUUUAAAAUGAAUUUACCAGAAAUAAAGCCGUAUGAGGAGCAAGCAAUAGAUACUGUAGUUUCUGUUAUCAACAGAGCGAAAGAGAAGUUAGGGAUUCGUCUUACUUUGAGAGAAUUAGCACACAGCAGGGAUAUCCUUACAACCAAGCCGAAGGUCUCCCUGACAACCCUCAGGACUCCUUUGCCUAUCACCAGCGAGGAAUUCAUCUCAGAUACGAUAGAGAAGAAAUGGAGUCUGACUAAAACGUUUUCUUAUAUAGUGAAGUACAUGGGGGCUUCGCAGGACGAGUGCUCGCAGUAUUAUUAUUUCGAGGCGGUGUUUAGUCAACCGACAGCGGCCUAUCCCAUACCUCAAGCGACUGCAUCCGUGUUCUUCAGGGUGCAGAACAAGCACACUGAGCCGCCAGAGAUGCGCGGCGUGCCUCUGAUGACAUUUCGCAUCGAAGGCCAGCACACUGAUCACGACGUGCGUUACAUCAGACUCACGGCCGACUGGAUCCUGGCCGUCAUCAAGAUGAAGACUAAACUCUUCGACAGGAUAGAGAAGAUCAGGUUGUUUUAGAUGCAAAAGGAGUGGUGAUAUCUUUGUAUUCUACUGAUGAUGAAGAACAGGGGGAAUUAGAAAUAUAGGUAUAUUUUUUUGGCAUAAUAUGUUAAUAAAAACCUACACACGAAAAUUACUC
Molecule: messenger RNA, 745 nt
Organism: Manduca sexta (tobacco hornworm)
Lineage: Eukaryota; Metazoa; Arthropoda; Insecta; Lepidoptera; Sphingidae
Exons: 4
Coding region: 70-624 (184 amino acids)
Cellular component (GO): cAMP-dependent protein kinase complex
Molecular function (GO): protein kinase A regulatory subunit binding
Source: RefSeq, a predicted model, not a curated record